AUGAAGAAUACUUACACAUUUUUGUUAUAUUUGGGUAUUGGCUUAUUUGUGCUGAGUUCUAAUUGUUUUGAAUUAGAUAUUGGAAAAACAUUUAGUUAUAACAAGGAAAACGUAGAAAUCAAUGUUUACAAAGAUGACUCUGAUAAUUUUUACAAGCAUAAACCUGUUAAACCUUUCUUGUUAAAGGAAUUGUACUAUCUUGAUAAACUAAUAUAUUUUGAUCCUCUUCUAACUUCUGAUCAACUUUUGAUCUCUGCCUCUGUUCUUUGGGUAUCAAAUAAUCCAACAGUAAUCCACUUAAAUCUUGAAAAAUCAACAAUUAUACUCUUGAAUGAAAACAAUUCAUCACUAAGUGUAGAAGCUAUAUUUUCAGGUAAAAACAUUUCUAACAUAAAUCAUAAAUUUCAUCCUGGUUCUGAUAAAGCUGUUGAUAUAGAUAUAAAACAAACUCAAAACUACACUAGUAAUUCAUUGAAUGUUUCUGUUAAUCAACUUCAUUUAUCAGGAAAUGGUCUAGAAAAAUUUGUAUUAAGGUAUUAUGACCUUGGUUCAUACAAAUUAAAUAACCUUAAAUAUGGAAAUGAUGGUGUUUAUGGUUAUGGGAUUCUGACAACCCAUGUAAAAGACGAUGCUGUUCCAGGCAAUUAUGAAAAUAAAAAUAAUAAUUUCCCAUUAAAUGUUCCUAACAAGGAACAGGUAUAUGGAGUAUAUGUUUACAGUUAUAAUGACUUUCCUCUAAUUAUUGAUUUAGUAUAUACUUACAAUAAAAGGCUGUAUUUUGCUUUUACAUUUGAAAAGAGAUAUCAUAGAAUACUUAUGCCACCUCUAAAUGAUCCUUUAUAUGAAAAGAAAUUAUUUGAAAGUUUAAAUUAUUAUACCUGUAAAAACGGAUUCAAAACUUCAAUAGAUAUUGCGAAGGUUACCAAUGAUGCGAAUUACAGGUAUACAUUGGAAUUUCAUUGUAAAGGACCAAAUGGUGUAGAAACGUUCAAUAAAACAUUUAUAUUAAGUUUUUAUACACAUAGUAAUAAAAAAUACAGAUGUUAUGAACAUUGGACUUCAGAUAAGUCCAAAUUUUAUAUGGACCAAAUUUAUUCCGGUCAAUCUAUCGUAGAAUUUCCUCCUCUUCCUCAACAUAUAAAAUUCGUCAGAGUUUAUCAUCAAAUUAACAAACGACCUUAUUUGGUAGUUUUUAUUUCACCUAAUGACAAAUUAACCUUUUACGCUUAUAAAAACGGUGCUUGGCAUCAAGAUAAAAGUAGCGAAUUACUAAAAAUAAGCCAUAGUGAUAAAUAUAAUUAUUCUAUUGUAAAAUUACUUGAUGCGUAA
Molecule: messenger RNA, 1329 nt
Organism: Theileria annulata
Lineage: Eukaryota; Apicomplexa; Aconoidasida; Piroplasmida; Theileriidae
Exons: 1
Coding region: 1-1329 (442 amino acids)
Source: RefSeq, a predicted model, not a curated record